This is a messenger RNA of Kogia breviceps (pygmy sperm whale), 639 nucleotides long. The record is from RefSeq and is a predicted model, not a curated record. NCBI's taxonomy places the organism in Eukaryota, Metazoa, Chordata, Mammalia, Artiodactyla, Physeteridae.
AUGGUUCUGUUUCUUUCCCAAAGCCCAUGGAUUCUACCUGAAGGACUCUUUCUGGUGAUCAACGUAACCAAUGAUGAGGAAGUGGCAGUGAAGCUAGAAUCACAAAAGCUAGGUAUCCCCCGUUGCUGUACCAGAGAAAACUUUAAGAUUCUUCAUGGUGGGAUUGACAUCCCACACAUAAAGUUAUAUCAAUAGGACAAAGACUAAGUGAUACUUAUGGAUCUUCUUCCAUCCAUUCUCCAAGACCUCUCCAGUUUCUGUUCAAGAAGGCUCACAGUGAAAACUGUACUAGCGCUAGCUGACCAGAUGAUCAGUAGAAUUGCGUAUGUGCAUAUGAAGAGUUUAAGACACAGUAAACCAGAUAACUUCCUAAUUGGUAGUGGGUGUCACUUUUUAUUCCAUAUUGAUUUUGGUUUGGCCAGGAAGUACAGAAAUGACAGGACAAGGCAGUACAAACUAUACAGAACGGGUAAUAAUCUCUCUGACACUACCUGUCAAACCAGCACAAGUGAACAUCUUCGUAUUGAGCAGAGUUUCAUAGAUGACAUGGUAUCAUUAGGAUACCUGUACACAUAUGUUAAUAGAACCAGCUUGUCCUGGCGAAGCCUGCAAAAAAUAAAACAAGUAGGAAAAGAUUAG